Euleptes europaea (tarantolino) is the source of this 869-nucleotide messenger RNA. RefSeq names its product distal-less homeobox 5 (gene DLX5). Bases 1 to 861 code for a protein of 286 amino acids. Lineage: Eukaryota; Metazoa; Chordata; Lepidosauria; Squamata; Sphaerodactylidae. The transcript has 3 exons. Gene Ontology annotation, biological process: regulation of transcription by RNA polymerase II; cell differentiation; embryo development. The record is from RefSeq and is a predicted model, not a curated record. Gene Ontology annotation, molecular function: DNA-binding transcription factor activity, RNA polymerase II-specific; RNA polymerase II cis-regulatory region sequence-specific DNA binding.
AUGACCGGCGUCUUCGACAGGCGAGUCCCCGCCAUCCGCGCCGGCGACUUCCAGGCGCCCUUCCCCGGCGCCGCCGCCGCCGCCAUGCACCACCCGCCCCAGGAGUCGCCCACCCUGCCCGAGUCCUCGGCCACCGACCCCGACUACUACGGCUCCCCCGGGGGAGCCCCGCACGGCUACUGCUCGCCCUCCGCGGCGUCCUACGGCAAGGCGCUCAACCCUUACCAGUACCAGUACCACGGCAUGAACGGGUCCGGGAGCUACCCCGCCAAAGCCUACGCGGACUACGGCUACGCCAGCCCUUACCACCAGUACGGAGGGGCUUACAACAGGGCGCAGAGCGCGGCUCAGCCAGAAAAAGAGGUGGCCGAGCCCGAGGUGAGGAUGGUGAACGGCAAACCAAAGAAAGUGCGCAAACCAAGGACUAUUUACUCCAGUUUUCAGCUGGCGGCCUUGCAAAGGAGGUUCCAGAAAACCCAGUAUUUAGCUCUGCCGGAAAGAGCCGAGCUGGCUGCGUCCUUGGGGCUGACCCAGACACAGGUGAAAAUCUGGUUCCAGAACAAAAGGUCCAAGAUCAAGAAGAUCAUGAAGAACGGCGAGAUGCCCCCGGAGCACAGCCCCAGCGCCAGCGACCCCAUGGCCUGCAACUCCCCCCAGUCGCCUGCCGUGUGGGAGCCGCAGGGCCCCGCCCGCUCCCUCAGCCACCACCCGCACGGGGCCACCUCCAACCCGUCGCCCGCCUCCGCCUACCUGGAGAACUCCUCGUCCUGGUACCCCAGCGGGAACUCCCUCGGCGGCCACCUGCAGCCCCACGGCUCCCUACAACACCCCUUAGCCCUGGCCUCGGGGACCAUCUACUAGGCCGGCGG